Messenger RNA from Pogona vitticeps (central bearded dragon), 1624 nucleotides. It is a transcript of the gene RCSD1, whose product is annotated as RCSD domain containing 1. Gene Ontology annotation, biological process: skeletal muscle contraction; protein localization to endosome; retrograde transport, endosome to Golgi. Gene Ontology annotation, molecular function: phosphatidylinositol phosphate binding; retromer complex binding; actin filament binding. Lineage: Eukaryota; Metazoa; Chordata; Lepidosauria; Squamata; Agamidae. Gene Ontology annotation, cellular component: early endosome; WASH complex. The record is from RefSeq and is a predicted model, not a curated record.
CCCCACCCUCCCUUCCUCUUCCCCACCCUCCCCUCCUUCCUUGUUCUCUAGUGCAGGCCACAUAGGACUCUUGACAGUUCUAAGCUGAGCCGAGCCUUGGAUAUUAAAUACUUCCAAGCAGUGUGUGUUCUUCUUCUUUUCUUUAUCAGAGGCACUGUACAGACAGACAGACAAAACAGACAGAGAGCAGCUAGAAAAAGGAAGGGGAUGGGGGAGCAAAUAUUUCCCAAGAACAUCCCACACCUGCACAACAGAGAGGACAAACCAACUGAGACCAGCACUAUGGUAGAGGAGUCCACAAUGCCAUCUGUGACACAGCUAGCAGGAAAAUUCCAAGAACAGUCAUCUCUUUCUGGAAAAGAGACAUCAGCUGUUAAGCCAAUCCGUAGAAAGCCACCAUGUUCCCUUCCCCUCAACAUACACAAGGCAGAGCCUGGACAGAAUGGUGAGCUAAAGCCAUCUUCAAGUGCUUCUCAUUCUGUAAAGGUAAAGGUCAAAAGCUCUCCCCUGAUUGAAAAACUGCAGGCCAAUCUGGCGUUUGCUCCAACAGCUCUGCUGCCAGGAAUGUCUCCCAAGAGUCCUGGCCUAAAAGUCAUGGUUUCUCCCUUUAACAGCCCACCCUCUACUCCCCUCACCCCACAGUCUCAUUCAAGUGAACCAGAUAAGACUCCAGUUAGUUUUGAUCAACCUCCAGAAGGCAGUCAUCUCCAGUUUUAUAACAAGGUACGGACACGAGGAUCAAUAAAACGCAGACCACCUUCUAGAAGAUUUCGGAGGUCACAAUCAGAAUAUGAUGACCUAGAUUCAGCCAUGGCACUUUCACCUCAAGAAAAUGGUGCUAAGGAUGAUAAUGAGGUGGAGAGUGUUUUUAUGGACAGUAGUAAGGCUACAGAUGGCACAGGUUGCUGUGAGAAAGAAAUCCAGAUAACAUCUGAUAAAAAAUCCCCCUCAGAUCUGGAAUCCAGUCAGACAGAAAGCAAAGAUAGUGAAGCAGGAGAAACAGGUAAAGGGACCGUAUACAAAGACAGCCAAGAAGAGAAGCCACACCAGAGCCGUUCAGAGUUAAAGCCAUGCAAGCAGAAUAAGGAAGAAAAUGAGAAGAGUCCCGCUCUUGACACUGUGGUGGAUAUACAUGCUGCUAAUCAGGAAAAUGAAGGAAAGAGAGAGAAUGAAUUACAUGGAGGUGAAGGCACACAACAAUUGCCAAAUAUAAAAGAAAAUGGGACUCCCCAACAGGGAAGAGACACUGAAACUCUUGAGAACUCCAGAGUGUGAUGCCCCUGUAAUUGUUGCACAUAUCAUAAACAAGCAGCCAAGGUUAGCAUGGAGUUUCCAACGCAGUGCUUGCUUAUGAAUGAGCAAAAGCUCCUCCCUCAUUGAAAAUUCCAAAGAAACCAGUGUUCUCCUUUUUCUUUGGCAGUUCUUAGGCUUGUACUUGUAGCAAAUCUAUGCUCGAAGAUGGCCUUAUUUGUAAAAGGCUGUUUAGGCUUGUGACAUACCAAAAUUCUGCCAUGUUGAUUUAAAGAACACAAAAAUUGGGGAGAUUUUCUCAACAUUUUUCAAAUGGAAAGAACUAUGUGUGUUACUUACGUUUUCUGAUUAAAGUUGAAAUUUCCAAACCUCU